Messenger RNA from Anolis carolinensis (green anole), 2005 nucleotides. RefSeq names its product zinc finger protein RFP. The record is from RefSeq and is a predicted model, not a curated record. Gene Ontology annotation, cellular component: cytoplasm. The transcript is spliced from 7 exons. Gene Ontology annotation, biological process: innate immune response; protein ubiquitination; regulation of gene expression. NCBI's taxonomy places the organism in Eukaryota, Metazoa, Chordata, Lepidosauria, Squamata, Anolidae. The coding region runs from base 91 to 1539 and encodes 482 amino acids. Gene Ontology annotation, molecular function: zinc ion binding; ubiquitin protein ligase activity; protein binding.
AGUCACUUUCAGUAAAUAAGUUACUGGAAGCCAAGGAAGUGAAACUAGCUCUGUUUUUCCCCUUUCUGUCUUCUUCUCGACAAAAGAGCCAUGGCUGCUGCUCCUCAGGAUCCCUUCCAGAAACUCUGUGAGGAAGCCACUUGCUCGAUCUGCCUGGAUUAUUUUGACAAACCAGUGACCACAGAGUGUGGGCACAAUUUUUGCCAAGGUUGCCUCGAUCAAUACUGUGGGGAUUCAGAGACAGAAGUGUCCUGUCCCCAGUGCAGGGAAAACGUUCAGAGAGGGAGCCUCAGGCACAAUCGGCUGCUGGCAAACUUUGUAGAUAUCACAAAGCAACUUGAAAAUCAAGGAGCCAAGGUGGAUGAAAGCGAGGGGCAAGUCUGUGAGAAACACCAGGAGCCCCAGAAACUCUUCUGCAAAGAGGACCAAACCCCCAUCUGCAUGGUGUGUGACAAGUCCAAGGAGCACCGAGAUCACAAUGUGGUCCCAGUGGAGGAGGCUGCCGAAGAGUACAAGGAUCGGAUCUAUAAUUGCUUGGAGGACUUGAAAAAGGAAAAAGAGAUGAUUCUGCGGCAUCAAGCAGACACAGAAGAUAGACAAUAUCUAACUCAGGAUUUCAUGAAAGCAGAAGAGCAAAGCACAGUUGCCAUGUUUGGAGAACUACAGCAAUUUCUAAAGGAACAAGAGAAGUUUUUCCUUGCCGAGAUAGAAGAUGUGAUGAAGGAGUUUGAAACUAUAGGUGAUGCACACCUGUCUAGGAUAUUGGAAGAACGCUCUUACGUUGAAGGUUUCAUCCAGGAGUUAGAGGAGCAGCAGCAACUGCCAGCCAUUGAAUUUCUACAGGGUGUUCAAAGAAUCAUGCAAAGGAUUGAAGGGAGGAAAACGUGUAAGAAUCUCAAAUUCUCAUUUCCUCUUGCACUUAAGUGGAAGAGCUGGGCCGUCUGUAGUACAAAUAAUUUCCUAAUGGGUCUCAUAACAGAUUUCAAAGAUGCAGUCUUAUCCGGACAACAGGAGCAGCAAGCAAAUAUAACUCUGGAUCCAAACACAGCUCAUCCUCAACUCGUCCUCUCUGAGGAUCUUAAAAGUGUGACAUGGACGGAGAACUGUCAAGACCUGCCAGACAAUCCUGAGAGAUUUGACAAAUAUCCUAUUGUAAUGGCCCGUGAAGGAUUUACAGCAGGCAGACAUUUCUGGGAUGUCAUUGUGGGAAGUGAGGAGGAGUGGGCUGUGGGAGUUGCUUCAAAGCAUGUAGACAGAAAGGGCUUUUUUGUCCUUCUCCCUGACAGGAGAUUCUGGGCUCUAGGGAAGUGGGGAGGUCAAUAUAUGGCACUAACCUCUCCUUGUAAUUCUGUCCUCAACAUCAAGCAUGAGCCCCAGAAGAUCAGAGUUCAUCUAAACUAUGCUGCAGGAUUUAUAGUCUUUUUCAAUGCUGAUACAGGACAUGAUCUCUUUGAAUUCUCUGGACUCACAUUUGCAGGAGAAACUCUUCUGCCCUUCUUUCGUGUGCAUGGGAAAGCCCACCUUAUAGUUUCUCCUUAAUGCAGUCAAACAAACUCCUUAAGGUCCUUCUCUAGUUUCACUUUUGUAAGGGGCUUCCAGAGAGGUUUGUUCAGUGCUUCUCAAACUUACUCCUUUACAAGUGUCAUUCCAAAUGUAUUCCCUUGUUUUCAGAGAGUUCCCUUUUCCAUCUAUAGCUUGAUUUUUAAGUGACUGUAAUUUAUGUUGGAUUGGAGCCUAUUAGACAGGGUACAACAACCCUCAAGAACCUGUUUGUAUUUUCUCACUGAACAACCACCAGUAUAUAUAAGGAAGAAACAAAAGGAAGGAUAUCAGGGAGACCAUCAAGUACUGAGAUACAAAGGAAACUAGAAGCUGUCGCCUCUUGCAUUUGCUGUUUAUUUUGGCAUUGGAAACUCUAUUGAGAGCUAACAGACAAGAUGGCAUAAACUGUGAAGAUGAAAAAAAGAGAAGUGUAUAUUGAAGGCUUCCGUGGGUGAUCUUGUGA